UUCCGGUUCCGGGUUUCUCGGAGGGCGAGAAGGGCCGUUGCGGCCCGGGAGCAGGGCCAUGGAGAAGCUGCGGCGAGUCCUGAGCGGCCAGGACGACGAGGAGCAGGGCCUGACUGCACAGGUCCUGGACGCCUCGUCCCUCAGUUUCAACACCAGGCUGAAGUGGUUUGCCAUAUGCUUCGCCAGUGGUGUCGUCUUCUCUAUUCUUGGAAUUGGAUUGCUGUGGCUUCCUGGUGGCAUAAAGCUUUUUGCAGUGUUUUAUACCCUUGGAAAUAUUGCUGCCUUAGUCAGUACAUGCUUUUUAAUGGGACCCGUGAAACAACUGAAGAAAAUGUUUGAAACAACGAGAUUGCUUGCAACGAUUGUUAUGCUUUUGUGUUUCAUACUUACCCUGUGCGCUGCUCUUUGGUGGCAUAAGAAGGGGCUGGCCUUAUUAUUCUGCAUAUUGCAGUUCUUGUCUAUGACCUGGUAUAGUCUGUCAUACAUCCCGUAUGCAAGGGAUGCGGUAAUUAAAUGCUGUUCUUCUUUGCCGAGUUAAAAAUCAGAAACUCUUUGAAAAGACCAUUUGAAAGCUGAUGUUCUGUGUUGGGUGCAGUAUCCUUUUCCUGCUACAGUAAUCACUCCAGAAACAACUGCACUCACCAUCUAAGACCAUUUUGUAUACUGAUAAAAACUACAUGCUAAUUACACUGUUAAAUGCUUGUGAUGUUAAAUUCAUUUUGUGUCAUUAAGAUGCUCUUCCAGAGAUAAGGAGAUUUUAAUCAUUGCCACUUGUAAAUGAUUUUUAGCCAGUUUUUAAAUCUUUUCUAAACAGCGUCUGAGAUGUGUAUAUUUAAGGGUAAACCUAUGCUGCAAGAUAUAUUCAGCUUUUUUGGCGGUUUUAAAAUGUCUACAUUUUAAAAAUAUCUUUUUAAAAUAAAAACUUUAAAUGUGAAAAUUUUUAUAAGCUAAAAAUUGCUAAUUAUAUGUAAUAAAAAUAAUAUAUAAAUCUUUAUAAUUUUGAAAUAAACCCACACUUGGGAAAAA
Lipotes vexillifer (Yangtze River dolphin) is the source of this 1026-nucleotide messenger RNA. It is a transcript of the gene SFT2D1, whose product is annotated as SFT2 domain containing 1. The transcript is spliced from 8 exons. The coding region runs from base 59 to 538 and encodes 159 amino acids. Gene Ontology annotation, cellular component: membrane. Gene Ontology annotation, biological process: vesicle-mediated transport. Lineage: Eukaryota; Metazoa; Chordata; Mammalia; Artiodactyla; Lipotidae. The record is from RefSeq and is a predicted model, not a curated record.